AUGGGCUGUUUUCAGUCCAAAACCGCCCAUUUAGCUUCUCCUGACCUAGACCCUCCUCUAGCUGAAGAAGCCAAGCCAGAUCUAGCUACUAAUGACCAACUUGACUUCCAACACAAUCACGAUCAAGACCAACUCAUCCCUCCGUUCAGGGAGUUCUCCUUGGCCGAGCUCCGAGCCGCCACCAACGGAUUCAGCAGCGAUUUGAUUGUUUCCGAGAGCGGAGAGAAGGCUCCCAAUGUGGUUUACAGAGGAAAGCUUAAGAAUAAUAAUAAUAAUCAUAGGCUUGUCGCUGUCAAGCGCUUCUCCAGGCUCUCUUGGCCUGACCCUAACCAGUUUCUCACCGAGGCUUCUGGGGUUGGAAAAGUUCGCCAUAACAGACUGGUCAAUUUGAUUGGGUGCUGUGCAGAGGGAGAUGAGCGCUUGCUGGUCGCUGAAUACAUGCCUAAUGACACUCUCUCUAAGCAUCUCUUUCACUGGGAAAAGCAGCCUUUGCCGUGGGAAAUGCGCGUCAGAGUUGCUUACUACAUUGCACAAGUGCUUGAUCAUUGCAAUGCCCAGAACCGCAAAAUUUACCAUGAUUUGAAUGCAUACAGAGUUCUUUUUGAUGAGGACGGUGACCCCCGAUUAUCUAGUUUUGGCUUGAUGAAAAAUAGCCGAGAUGGGAAAAGCUACAGCACAAAUUUGGCAUAUACUCCACCAGAAUUUUUGCGAACAGGUAGGGUCAUCCCUGAGAGUGUGAUAUACAGUUAUGGAACUGUUCUACUGGAUCUUCUGAGUGGGAAACACAUCCCUCCAAGCCAUGCAUUGGACUUGAUAAGAGGGAAGAAUUUACUAUUAUUGAUGGAUUCAUCCUUGGAAGGACAAUAUGAAAAUGAAGAUGCAACUGCUUUAGUUGAACUAGCCUCAAAAUGUCUACAGUAUGAGGCCAAAGAUCGACCUGACAUUAAGUUUCUCCUUUCAGCAGUGGCCCCUCUCCAGAAGCAGAAAGAGGUUGCAUCACAUGUGCUAAUGGGCCUAUCUAAAACUCCAGCAGCGCUGCCAACCAUGCUUUCCCCACUUGGAAAGGCUUGUGCAAGGAUGGAUCUUACUGCAGUGCAUGAUAUUUUGCUUAAAACAGGCUAUAGAGAUGAAGAAGGUGCAGAAAAUGAGUUGUCAUUUCAAGAGUGGACACAACAAGUGCAAGAUAUGCUGAAUACAAAGAAGUUUGGGGAUAUUGCUUUCAGAGACAAAGAUUUUAAAAAUGCUAUUGAUUAUUAUACAAAGUUGGUAUCGAUGAUGUCUGUUCCUUCUGGUACUAUUUUUGUGAGGCGAGCCCUGUCAUACUUGAUGAUCGGCCAAGAAGAGCUUGCAUUGAGAGAUGCAAUGCAGUCUCAGGUGUGUUUGCCGGAGUGGCCUACCGCAUUCUACAUGCAAGCUCUGGCGCUGUCCAAGCUGGGAAUGGAAAGCGAUGCUCAGGACAUGCUUACUGAUGGGGCCUCAUUUGAAGCAAAGAAGCAGAACAGCUGGCGCAUUUAA
This is a messenger RNA of Dovyalis caffra, 1515 nucleotides long. The record is from the annotation of a GenBank genome assembly. NCBI's taxonomy places the organism in Eukaryota, Viridiplantae, Streptophyta, Magnoliopsida, Malpighiales, Salicaceae.